Molecule: messenger RNA, 370 nt
Organism: Paramecium sonneborni
Lineage: Eukaryota; Ciliophora; Oligohymenophorea; Peniculida; Parameciidae
Source: the annotation of a GenBank genome assembly
AUGGCAUCAGAGUUUUAUUUAGGCGAAGCAUUAUCAUCUUAUUUUCGAGACUUUUAUGAUCAAAGAAUACUUAUAUCUAUCUAUUUAUUGUUUCCUUUAAUUUUGAUCUUCUUUUUGCUUAGUCUAAGGUAAUUGAUGAUAUUAUUAAAGAGAUUUGGAAAAGCUUGAAAAUUAAGAGACAUAUGAUAUGUAACAUACACGAUAUUAACCUAAUAUAUAUAAUAAUUUAGUGAAUUAAUGGACUAGAUAAGGAAUUGAAAAUUUGAAAAAAGAUGAACGUUAUAUUGAAUGGUAAUUAUAAAAAGAGAGGGAAAAUGAAAGAAGAUCCUAAGAAUCAAGUAAAUUAUCUUUUAGAUAAUUAUCAUAAUGA